Molecule: messenger RNA, 984 nt
Organism: Panonychus citri (citrus red mite)
Lineage: Eukaryota; Metazoa; Arthropoda; Arachnida; Trombidiformes; Tetranychidae
Gene: Rap2l
Product: ras-related protein Rap-2a-like
Exons: 1
Coding region: 107-688 (193 amino acids)
Biological process (GO): Rap protein signal transduction; negative regulation of cell migration
Cellular component (GO): plasma membrane
Molecular function (GO): GTPase activity; GDP binding; GTP binding
Source: RefSeq, a predicted model, not a curated record
GUAACAACAGUAAUUGUCAACAAAUAUCAACAACAAGCAUUUAAUGUUUUCUAAUAAAUGAACUUCACUGACUCUAUAUUUGUAAAUUUUUUAUUCUUUUGGUGCCAUGAGGGAGUACAAGGUUGUCGUUUUGGGCUCCGGUGGUGUCGGUAAAUCAGCUUUAACUGUGCAAUUUGUUUCCGGAACUUUCAUGGAAAAGUAUGAUCCCACAAUUGAAGAUUUUUACCGAAAAGAGAUUGAAGUUGAUGGAGCUCCUUGUGUACUUGAGAUACUUGAUACCGCUGGAACUGAACAAUUUGCCUCUAUGCGAGAUUUAUAUAUCAAAAAUGGUCAAGGAUUUGUGGUUGUUUAUUCAAUAACCAGUCAUCAAACCUUUCAAGAUGUUAAAACAAUGAAGGAACAAAUAAUCAGGGUAAAAGGAGGAUAUGAAAAGAUACCCAUUCUUUUGGUUGGUAACAAGAUUGACCUGGUUCACCAGAGAGAGGUUUCAACCGUUGAGGGUAUGUCAUUGGCUCAAGCAUGGGGCUGCCCUUUCAUGGAAACAUCAGCCAAGAAUAAGUGUAAUGUAAAUGAAGUUUUCGCCGAGGCUGUUAGAGAGAUGAGCCUUUCUAAUUCAAAAGAUAAAUCCAAUAACUGUUGUAGUUAUCUGAGAGACUGUGGCUCUUCAUCAUGUUGUACCACCUCUUGAUACUUGAAACUAUCAACUUCUAAUGUUCACUCUGUCCCCAGCUCUCUCUCUUUCUCUUUCUCUCUCUAACUAUCACUAUCUCUCUCUCUCUCUCUUUUUUACACAAUCAAUUACUUGAACUUGUAUCAAUGAUAUGUAAUCAUCCAAGAAAUAUUUUAAUUUUUGUUAUAAAAGGAGAUUGGGUGUCAAAUGACCUCCACAAGACUUGCCUGAGCAUGUCUAGUUCAUUAGAACUACUUUGUAACAAAGGGAUGGGAAACCUACAAUAAAUAUACUUUACUUUUCCCAUCUUCUAA